Molecule: messenger RNA, 1869 nt
Organism: Vigna umbellata (rice bean)
Lineage: Eukaryota; Viridiplantae; Streptophyta; Magnoliopsida; Fabales; Fabaceae
Product: gibberellin 2-beta-dioxygenase 8-like
Source: RefSeq, a predicted model, not a curated record
UUCACUUUAUUUGAACCAGAAGCAACCUUAAACAUGUCAAUAGAUGUCACAGAACAUUGAGUUUAAGAAUGAUAAGACUCUUAACUACUAAAGGACAAUGCAACUUUCAUAUUUUUGCACUAGUGUUGGAACAUCCUGUUUGUCAUUCUUGUUUUCUGUCUAUACUCGUUCAUAAUGGUCAAAAGUGCACAUAAACCGCAAGUUUGUGUAUGUAUAUCAUCGUUAGUGAUUCUAAGUUGAGGCUAAUGCUGACUAGAACCAUUUAUUUUUUGUGUAAUGAACAAAGUCAAAAGGUGAAGUUAGGUUUGAACCCUUUUUCGUUGUUAUAUGGCAACUUCCUUGCCAUGAAUAUUUUAGAGUAUCGGUUGAAGCCAUGGCCUGUGAGAGAGAGUUCCAAAUUGGUGUCCUUCUGACAUUUGUCAUCAUCUGGACACCCAUGUUUGUCCUCACUUAUUGUCCAUUUCAGGACUUUCUAGACCACUCUGUCUCCACUCUCCAAUUCAACCAUAUAAAUGCAAUCACAAUCACAAUACAAUCACUUCAUCUCCUUCACCACCCUCUUUCCCACACAACUACUUUUGCUUCAACAAUGAUACAAUCAAACCCACCACUCAUGCACCAUUAUGGAGCACUUGUCAGAAACUCUGCAGAACCCAAACAGGCUAAAAGUUUUAAUCUUCAAAACCCUUCUGCAGUGGAUGCAUGUGACCUACCUCUUAUAGACCUUGGUGCUCUCAAAAGUUCUAAUGAGAGAGACAAAAAGGCUUGCACUGCAGCAAUAUGCAAGGCUGCAUCAGAAUGGGGAUUUUUCCAAGUGGUAAACCAUGGUAUAAGCCAUGACUUGCUCAGAAAAAUGAGGAAUGAACAAAUGAAGUUGUUUGAAGUACCCUUUGAGAAGAAGAUCACUUGCGGGCUUCUCAAUAACCCGUAUAGGUGGGGGACACCAACAGCUACACGUUCAAGUCAUUUCUCAUGGUCCGAAGCAUUCCACAUUCCUCUCACAAUGAUCUCAGAAGCUGCUUCCUGGGGUGAAUUCAGUUCUUUGAGAGAAGCAAUAAAUGAGUUUGCACCAGCGAUGCUAGAAGUGUCUAGGUUGUUGGCAAGCAUUCUAGCACAAAACUUGGGCUACCCAAAAGAUGCAGUUGAAAAACUGUGUGAUGCAGGCACAUGCUUUCUGCGAUUAAAUCACUAUCCAUGCUGCCCAAAAUCUAAAGAAGAAAUUUUUGGAUUAGUGCCUCAUACUGAUAGUGAUUUCAUUACAAUUCUUUAUCAAGAUCAGGUCGGUGGACUCCAACUCAUGAAAGAUUCCAAAUGGGUUGCUGUAAAACCAAACCCAGAUGCUCUGAUUGUUAACAUUGGAGACCUUUUUCAGGCUUGGAGUAACGAUGAGUACAGAAGCGUGGAGCACAAGGUUGUGGCCAAUGACAAAAUGGAAAGAUACUCCGUAGCAUACUUCCUAUGCCCUUUUAACAAUACUGUCAUAAACGGCUGCAAAGGACCUUCUGUAUAUAGAAAGUUCACUUUCGGAGAAUACAGACACCAAAUUCAAGAAGAUGUCAAGAAAAUAGGGCAUAAAAUUGGACUAUCAAGAUUUAAACUUUAAGAUGCCUACGUACUGAACUGGCACUGAUACUAUUUUGCAUAUGUAGUAGUAGAAAAAAGAGGCAGCUCUAAUAUUCUUUUUUUUACCUAAAUAAAGUUUCUGUUCCUAUGCAAUGUGUACGAAUAAAUAGAAAACGAGAUAUUCCCCAAAAAAGGUGGUGGGAGCUUGGAAGCACCAAACUAAAAAAAUGGUCCCUCAGUGGGGUUUUUGCCUUUCCCUUUUGAUAUCAUAAACUCUUGAACAAUAACACACUUUCUACCAAUUAG